Letharia columbiana is the source of this 411-nucleotide messenger RNA. RefSeq lists its product as uncharacterized. NCBI's taxonomy places the organism in Eukaryota, Fungi, Ascomycota, Lecanoromycetes, Lecanorales, Parmeliaceae. The coding region runs from base 1 to 411 and encodes 136 amino acids. The transcript is spliced from 3 exons. The record is from RefSeq and is a predicted model, not a curated record. Gene Ontology annotation, molecular function: carbon-sulfur lyase activity.
AUGACAAAAGGCUCCUGCAUGUGCUCCGCCAUUGAGUACGAAUACACCGGCGAACCCAUGGUGACAGCCCUCUGCCACUGCACCGACUGCCAGAAAUGGUCCGGUGGCGCCUACACCUCCAACGUCGUCGUCCCGCGCAAAGACUUCAAAGUCAUCAAAGGCAGCCCCAAAAGCUACAAGAUCAAAGGCGAUUCCGGCAAGAUCAAUGACCAUUGGUUCUGCGGCGAUUGCGGAAGCAGUCUCUACACGGAACUCGAAGUCAUGCCCGACGCCGUGUGCAUCAAGGCGGGCGGCAUCGACGACAAGGCGGUGCGGGAUUUCAAAACGACCGCGGUGGAGUUUUACUGCAAGGAUCGGAUGGCGUAUUCGAAGGCGGUCGAGGGGGCGGAGCAGAAGCCUGUGUUUGGGUAG